UUUUGGUUCCAAAGUUCUAGUCUUUGAUCUCGAGGUUCAUUCAUGGCGUCCUCACUCUCUCGCUACCGGAGAAGAAUCACAAGCCUCACUUCCACUCUUCUCCGAGCUCGCCUUUUCUCAUCCCUCCCCGUCGCCAAGCCCAAUGCCUCUGAUGACCCGGUCUGUGACCAUGCUCCCUUGUUCCGCUCCCCAGAGGUCCGUGUCUCCACUCUCUUGAAUGGCAUCCGCGUCGCCACCCAGUCAUCGUCCUCCCACAUGGCCUCUGUCGGUGUCUGGAUCGAUUCCGGCAGCCGAUUCGAGGCUCCCGGCACCAACGGCACCGCGCAUUUCCUCGAGCAUAUGAUCUUCAAGGGCACCCGCCGCCGGACCGCCCGCUCCCUGGAGGAGGAGAUCGAGAACCUCGGCGGCCGACUCAAUGCCUACACGUCUCGCGAGCAAACCACCUUCUUCGCCGACGUCUUCCGCCGUGACGUCCCCGUCGCCAUCGACGUGCUCGCGGACAUCCUCCAGAAUUCGAAGUUCCCCGACCAUGCUAUCAAACGAGAGCGUGGUGUUAUCCUCCGAGAGAUGGAAGAGGUUCAUGGGCAAAUGGAAGAAGUGAUAUUUGAUCACUUGCAUGAGGCAGCGUUCCACGGGCAUCCGCUUGGCAACACAAUAUUAGGACCAGAAGAGAUUAUUCAAUCCAUAUCUAGAUCUGAUUUGCAGAAUUAUAUUGAAACACACUACACUGGUCCUAGAAUGGUUGUGUCUGCUGCUGGUGCAGUUAAGCAUGAAGAGAUUGUUGAUAUGGUUGAAAGUUUGUUUACGAGAUUCGCUAGGACUCCCACUGCUGCUGCUCAGCUUGCUCAGGAGAAUCCUGCUGUCUUUACUGGUUCGGAGGUUCGAGUGGACAAUGAGGAUAUGCCCCUGGCACAUUUGGCAAUUGCCUUUAAAGGUUCGGCAUGGACCGACCCAAAUUCUAUACCGCUUAUGGUCAUUCAAAGCUUGUGGGGAUCUUGGAAUAGCAGUGUUGGCGUGGGUAACUGUUCGGGGUCUCAACUAGCACGCCGAGUUAGCACUGAUAACCUGGCAGAGAGUAUGAUGGCCUUCAAUACCAACUAUCUUGAUACAGGAUUGUUUGGCAUCUAUGCCACUGGAAUGCCUAAUUGUUUGCAUGAUUUGUCAUGUGUGAUAAUGCAAGAGAUUACUAGACUAGCUUAUGAAGUGUCAGAAGCAGAACUAGUGAGAGCUCGGAACCAGUUAAAAUCUGCACUUUUGCUCCAUAUUGAUGGAUCCACAGCGGUUGCCGAGAACAAUGGUCGCCAGAUGCUAACUUAUGGCCGGGUCAUCCCAUUCUUAGAGCUGUUCGCUCGCAUAGAUGCAGUGGAUACUUCGACAGUGAAAGAGACAGCAAAAAAUUUCAUAAUUAACAAGGAUGUUGCCGUUGCUGCAGUUGGACCACUCAGCAAAUUGCCUCAUCAUGAAUGGUUUCGCUCACAGACUUGCUCUCGGACAACAUAAAUUUCGAUCACAAAUACCAGAACACAUUCUUGAAGCUAAGAUACAAGUAUUUAAUAAUGUCAUGUGUCUUGUACUCUUUUAGCCUCGUCUCUGAUGACAUUCAUGUAUGAUUAGUUCAACACGCCAGGAAUUCAUCAUUUUAAAUUCUAUUGAUGGGUUUGUAUUCUUUAUUGUGCUGUUUGGAGUUUUGGAUUAUGGUCAAAGAUCACAGGUCAUUAAUGUACUCUAAUCUCCAUAAUUUUGUUUAUGAAAUGUACAUUUGAUAU
This is a messenger RNA of Dioscorea cayenensis subsp. rotundata (Guinea yam), 1766 nucleotides long. RefSeq names its product probable mitochondrial-processing peptidase subunit beta, mitochondrial. Gene Ontology annotation, molecular function: metal ion binding; metalloendopeptidase activity. Gene Ontology annotation, biological process: proteolysis. Lineage: Eukaryota; Viridiplantae; Streptophyta; Magnoliopsida; Dioscoreales; Dioscoreaceae. The coding region runs from base 43 to 1500 and encodes 485 amino acids. The record is from RefSeq and is a predicted model, not a curated record. Gene Ontology annotation, cellular component: mitochondrion. The transcript is spliced from 9 exons.